AUGAUGGAAGAAAGGUACAAUCCAUUCACUGGCUACCAGACGCCGCGGCAUCAACAACAGAGUUAUCGCCACAACGGCGGUGCUAUGAGCCGUGGGGGCUGGGGAGAGAGAGUCGAUGCUCCAGCUGACAAGAUGAAGCCAGUCGAUUGGACAAGGGUAAAACUCGUGCCAGGCAGCUGGAAGGUGCUGGACACAAAAGCUAUUCAUCGUGCGGCACACGCAAAGGCGGAGGUUGUUCCAGCCAAACAACUCACAGAAGAGGAGUCCAACGAGUGGCGAGAAACGCACACGAUCUCCAUCUUUGGAGAAGGAUGCCCGCCACCCCUGUCCAACUUUGAUCAGCUCUCCGCAUUUGUACCGGCAUAUCUGCAAAAGAAACUUACUGCACAGGGAUUUACUUCCCCUACGGCGGUGCAGGCGCAAGCAUGGCCCAUUUUGCUGCGUGGCCGCGAUAUGGUGGGGGUGGCAAAAACAGGUUCUGGCAAAACACUUGCAUUUAUGGUUCCUGCGCUCGCUCAUAUUGCGAUGCAGGAACCACUGCGGACCGGUGAUGGCCCAAUGGUGGUUGUUCUUGCUCCCACCCGCGAGCUCGCCCAGCAAAUUGAACAGGAGACGAAAAAAGUUCUUCCCCACGAUUUGCGGUGCGGUUGUGUGUACGGUGGAGCACCAAAGGGGCCACAGCUGGGGAUUCUGCGCAACGGUGUGCACAUCCUUGUUGCGACGCCGGGACGACUAAUUGAUUUCUUAGAGAUCAAGCGGGUCAAUUUUUUCCGUGUGACGUAUCUUGUACUAGACGAGGCCGAUCGUAUGCUCGAUAUGGGGUUUGAGCCGCAGGUGCGCGCUAUAUGUGGCCAAAUACGCCCCGAUCGUCAGACGCUGAUGUUUUCGGCAACAUGGCCGAAAGAAAUUCAAAGACUGGCGGCGGAAUUUCAAAAAGAUUGGAUUCGCAUCAACGUGGGAAGCACGGAGCUUUUGGCGAACAAAGAUGUGACACAGCACUUUAUUCUCACCCAGGAACACGCGAAGAUGGAGGAACUGAAAAAACUCCUGGCAAAUCAUCGCAACCAGCGUGUGUUGAUAUUCUGCAAGACGAAGCGAACCGCCGAUGAUUUGGAGUGGCAACUGAAGCGAUGGGGAUAUGAUGCCAUGGCUAUCCACGGCGACAAGGAGCAGCGACAGCGCGAGUUUAUUCUGGAGCGUUUCAGAAAGGACCCAAGACUCUGCCUCGUGGCGACAGAUGUUGCCGCGCGGGGACUCGAUAUAAAAGAGCUGGAGACUGUCAUAAACUAUGACUUUCCAAUGCAGAUUGACGAUUACGUGCAUCGCAUUGGCCGCACAGGACGCGCAGGGGCAAAAGGAGAGGCGUUCACACUCAUCACGAAGAGGGAGCAGCAGAUUACACCGGCGGUAGUCACAGAACUUAUUGCGAUUGUUGACCGAGCGCAGCAGCAGGUUCCCGACUGGCUCCGUGAAUGGGGUGAGCAAAGGCCGCGCUAUCAGGUGAUGAAGCGCAACCGCAACAUGAUGGGGUUUGGCAGCAGCCGGCACAUGCCGGCUCUGUACAACGGCAACCGCGCCUCGUUUGACGCAGCGGGUGGUGGUCAUCCGGGGAAUAAUAAUGGAACUGCCGGCAACAAGCGAGGUGGGGAGGGCGGUGUGUUUGGCCUCGCACGCCACGGCAGCAAUGGCGCCGCCCCCUUCUCAUCCUCCCGGAUUGAGUACAAGCGGUUUGACGACAGCGACGAUGACGAUGGUGCCGCCCCACCAGCGAAGAAACGUUCAAAGUAA
Trypanosoma cruzi is the source of this 1788-nucleotide messenger RNA. RefSeq names its product ATP-dependent DEAD/H RNA helicase, putative. The coding region runs from base 1 to 1788 and encodes 595 amino acids. Gene Ontology annotation, cellular component: cytoplasm; ribonucleoprotein complex; nucleus. Gene Ontology annotation, molecular function: ATP binding; RNA helicase activity; RNA binding. The record is from RefSeq and is a predicted model, not a curated record. The transcript has a single exon. NCBI's taxonomy places the organism in Eukaryota, Euglenozoa, Kinetoplastea, Trypanosomatida, Trypanosomatidae.